CACGCGGACUUUUCGACGAAGGAGAGUCACGCGCGGCAUAAUUAAUUAUAUACUCUUACUUUUCGAGGAAAAAAGAUGAUUUAAAUCGAUACACUUUCGUUCGGAUUGCACUCAAUAGCGUUAUUAUAGUGAGAAAAAUAUUUGUUGCAAACGAAAAAUGGCUCGAUUACAGAGCCUACUCGUCAUUUCGAUUUACUCGAUAAUAUCGAUCGUAGCAAGUGACCAAACUUCCGAGCCGUUCCAAGUACUUGAAUUCGACGAUUUUAUCAAGAAUCUCAACAAGAGAAACGAACAAUUGGGCAGCAAUUCGGACAUCGUGAAUUACGAUCCGAAAAAUUUGGAAACACGUCAAAAAGUAGACCAGACGCAGGAAUUCGCCGUCGAGGAUUUUGUGAAAGGCCUCGAGCAGCGCAUCGAUGCGACAAAAAAACUCGGCCGCAAGGAGGCCGCCAGAGAUAAAGCAUCGACCAAAGAACCCGAUUGUUGCGAUGAACCCAAAAAAAUCGUCAUCGAUCAAAACAAUCAAGAAUCAUUCUCGAAUCAAGAGUCGAAUGAAAAUCAGGAAAAUUUGAGUGGCAUCGAUUCUCGAGAAAUUUUUGAAGACGACACUGCCGACACUUACUCGCGUAUACAAAAGAGAAAAAUUAAAAAGAAUAAAAGUUCAAACAAGAACCACAAGAGUCGUCAAGCCAAAAAGUACUACUCGAGAAACAAGUGCGAUGAUCGCUCCUCGCGGGGAAUCGCCUCGAACUGUCCGGACUUCGGCCUCGACAAGAAUCUCAAUCUCAUCGCCUCGUCCAAGUCUCGCUUCAUUGCGCGCACCGAGCUCAUAGCCAACCGAAUCGCCUCGACCGCGACGAAUCUCGCUCUGCGACGCGGUCGUUUUCUCUCCUGCCUCUUCAAGCCCUUCUGCGACUGCAUGAGCGCGGCCAAGUGCGCCAACAACAAUCCGACGGCUUCGCAGCUGGUAAAUGCCGCGGCCUCGGCAGCAGCCGCCGCGGAUGCAGCAGCGGACGCAGCGGCGGCUGUAGGAGCCAAACGAGACGUUGAGAUAGCCGCUGCGGGGGCCACGGCUAGCAAGUUGGACACGAGCGUCAGCGCCGGAGGCGUCUCGAUCGGCAGCUCGCUGGACACGGCCUCGGAGACGGGGGCGAAGCUCAGCGUCGGCGACGGCAGCGUCAGCUCGUCCUUCGCCUCGUCGUCGGGCAUCGCGAGCGAUCUGCACGUCGGAACUGGACUGGGCACGGGACUGGGCUUGGGCCUGGGCCUCGGAAGCGACUCGCUGCUCGGCACCAGACGCAAUCUACUUAAUCAGUUCAACGGGUGCAGCGAAAUCGAGCGUCGGAUGAUCAUGGACGACGCGAUCGAGGAGGCGGCCCAUAUGAUACGAAGCAUGGCUUUGGACUCGAGGGCGGCUCACGCCGGUCCCCGCGCCCGACAGAUGCUGCAGCAGGAUCGGGACUUUGACAGGCGAGUGCUUGGCUUGGCCAUCGACCUCGUGAACAAAGUUACGGACGGCGUGCCCGGCGCCAUCCGGUAUCGAAGCGUCGACGAGUACCUGAACGCGCCCCGACACUACGAUCCGGCCUACAUCGACGAGGAGCUCGGUAUGGGUCCUCACGGUAGCCAUCUAGACGAGCUGGACUACGUGAAUCAGGCCCUGGGCGGGCACGACGAUCCCUACGGUCCAGGCCCCGAGAGGUACGGUGGCGGCCACAACCGGCACAACUACGACAUGUACGACGAUUAUCCCGCGGGACCUCUACCGGCUCCUCCGGUGGCUCAUCCGGCAGAUGCCCAGCACCUGCACCACGACAGGUACGCUCGAGCCAACAGCAAGAACCAGCGUCGCUUCGAUCGCUCACCGUACAUAAGUCGAUCGCUGCAGACGAGGCAGGGACAGCAGAGGAGAUUCAACGUCAAGUAGUUAGAGCUACUGCUUGAUAAGAUAUUUUACGAAAUUAUUAUCAUGUAAUUUUAUACUUAAUUUUAUACGAGGUCUGUUAAAAAAUAAAAUUGCGUUAUUUUUUUUAAU
Messenger RNA from Trichogramma pretiosum, 2035 nucleotides. RefSeq lists its product as uncharacterized. Lineage: Eukaryota; Metazoa; Arthropoda; Insecta; Hymenoptera; Trichogrammatidae. The record is from RefSeq and is a predicted model, not a curated record. The coding region runs from base 158 to 1927 and encodes 589 amino acids. The transcript has 2 exons.